Molecule: messenger RNA, 717 nt
Organism: Funneliformis geosporum
Lineage: Eukaryota; Fungi; Glomeromycota; Glomeromycetes; Glomerales; Glomeraceae
Source: the annotation of a GenBank genome assembly
AUGCGUAAUGCAUGUUUCGUAGGUGGAAAAGCCGAAAAAACAAUGUGCAAAACAUGUUUUGUGAAAAAGGACGAAAUCAAAGCCGAAAAAAACAUUGUUUUCGUAGGUGAAGAUAGUAAAGUAACUCCAGAAUCACCAAAUAAGAAAAUAAAAGUUGGUCAAAAAAAAAGAAUUCUGGAUGCUAACGGAAACAAAUGCAGAACCUAUUAUGUUAAUGAUGGUUCAACUGGAAAUGCUAUCAACCACUUAUUGAAUGAUCAUGAAAUAACUAAUGAGGGCAAAAAAAUCAAGUCAAAUGCUAAAGAUACAUUAAAAUACCUUCAAUUGGAUAAAAUUUUGCAAAAUACUCUUUCAAGUAAUACAGAUUCAGAUUCAAAGAGAGAUGCGAAAAGAUUAAAGCAGAUAAUGAUUUCAGACCAUGAAUGGGAUCUUCUUACCGAUUUAACAGAAAUUUUAUCAACAUUUGCAAAUGUAACAGAAGAUCUAGGUGAAAGUAAUUAUGUUACAGAUAGUAUAUGUGCCCUAAUGUUAGUAGAAAUUAUUAAAACGCUUAGAAUUGAAUCAACUAAUUUAUCAGAUGAUCAAGACUUUAAUAUUGAUGAACAAAAGGAUAAUGUAUUUGAAAACAAUGAAGAACAAAAUCCUAUGCUAAAUUAUGAUAUUAAUGAGCCUAUUAGUACUUUUGGUUUACUUAGAAAAUAUGAUAUAGAAAUAUGA